AUGUUUGCAUCUGGACCACCGGCACAGGUGACAGGCAUAUCUCCGAUCGAAGGUGUUCCUGGUACAAAAUUAACACUUCGAGGGGAACAUUUUGGUCAGUCAGCUCUUGAUCUCACACAUGUUUUCGUCGGUGGUAUUGAUGUCUCUCCCAGUGCACGCUGGUUCUCUCCACGCAAACUUUCUGUCAUCACACCGCUUGGAACCGGAGAGUUGGAAAUCGUUGUCGUUACCAGAUCUGGUGGGAUUGGCACCUCUGAACUGACGUACAUUCAGAAUGUUGGUCAAAAAAUAGGCAUAGUUCCAUCGACAUUGACAGGCCCACAAGAACCAGUUAGCUACUGGCCAGAAGACGAACGGCGGCGGUGCCCAGCCAUAAUUGAGCGGGGCAGUGGGACGAGACAGGAAAGUGGGGGCGACGUAGUCGACGCGUCUCUCGCGGCCACUGGCCUCCCUGCUGCCGAGCUUGCACAUCUCGGAAUCCCUCUCUCUGAUACGGCUCUCAUGAAAAUCUACCCUAGUGGUGGAAGUGUAUUACUGUCCGAACCGGAUUUUGAUCCAUUGCUCUUCCUCCUCAAAUACUACAAAAAUGCCAGCUUCGAGGAUUUGGUGAUGGCUCGAAACAACUUUAGUCGAAGUAUAGCAGCCUCUGGUGGCCAUGACUCAAGUCAUGUCAUAAAAAACAACCUCUACCUUAUUUUUCGGUGCCUCGAAGGGCUUGAAGAUUUGCGAAAUGAAAUGAAAAAGUCAAAUGUUUCAGGGAAUUAUGAAUACAGGUCAAGCGCUUUGAUGCUUGCCACUGGAUUGGAUUCGGAAGCUCUCGUUUAUGGCUCUCAACGUUUCCUAUCAGUGUCUACCGUUUUAUUAGGUCAGAAAACCAGAUCGAAGAUCGGGGAAGGUACCGUAGAAACACGCUUGGAGAAGAAACUCACGGAUUCGUGGAACCAAGGCUAUGACCUCUUCAAGGACGUACUGAGAUGUCGUGAGGCCGCCAACUCGGCCCGUAAUGUUCUCAACAUUAUGGAGCGUUUUAGCUUUCUUUUCCGUCUCCCCGAAUCCAUUCGGAAAACUGUCAAACAAGGGGAAUACAACCUCGCCAUAAGCGAUUAUAAGCGAGCUAAGGCCCUUUUUUCAACUUCAGAUUGCGGAGCCUUCCAGCGAGUCUUCGCGGAGAUCGAGAAUGUUGUGGCACAGUUUCGCGACACACUGAAAUCUGAGCUUCUGGAAGUUCCCAUCGACGUUGAUGAGGCAAUGAAAAGAAUCAAGUGUCUUGAGCAGCUAGACGUAGAUUAUGACCCAUAUUGGAUAUGUGCAGAGGCUUUCAAAAAUUGGCUCGUUGAACAGUUAAGAAGCUUUCAAAAACCCUGCCAAGAAGAGACCAAAGUGACUUCCUCGUUUCAAUCGGAAACUCCCAAGACGUCUUCCCAAUCGCCUUUGGAUUCCACCGUGAAAGGUCGUACGUGUAACCAGCAAAUGGCGGUUCAGCUAGUGAAGCAAGCUUGCAAUCUUCUCUCCACUCAAUGUGUUCAAUUCUGGCGUCUGCAAGCAGUCUGUCUAGCUGCAUCAUCCAAAUCCAACCCUGCUGUUUUGGAGAGACUCGAUAGUUCGCAGUCACUGCAGACCAAGUAUCAGACGAUGAAUCUUGAGCUGGUUCACCUGUUGGCAAACUGUAUACGUGAAGCGGUCCUUCAACCGGCUCCAAUUGGAACUCUGGAUGCUGUUUUCUCUGGCUGGGCGUCCACCUGUGUACAGGAGUUCAGAAACUGCUGCCUCAGUCUGCCUCUAGAUAUUGUGCCGAGAGACGCACAAGCCGUGUUGCGACGCCUCUCCUAUGACCUGCGGCGACAUGCAGUUCGGGAUGUGCUUCGCUCCUCCCAAGCUGCAACUGAAUCACUUCACUUUAAGGAAAAUUGGGAAGUUGAGGUUACUGAUACCGGUGGCAGCAUCACACAACUACCACUUACUUACGAAAAUGUCGUGUCGGAAACACUGUCUCGCUGCAAGACUCUCAUGUCGCCUCGAACAUCCUUAGAAAAUUCUCUUUUUGAUGCACCCGAGUACCAAGAGCGUUUCUCGCAAUCAUUUUCUGAUGUCAUGUUGGGAUUUCUUGGCUCCCUCCAGCACUCAGCUGAUCAAAUCAAGCUUUCAUUGCCGCGGCAAGGUGGAGCUGCGGAAAUGUCGCAAUACGUCGACCAUGACAGCUUCGGGGCCUUAGAGCCGACCAUUAGUCAGAGGUCCAUCAUCGCUCAGGCACGCGGCGUUCUUCUGCUAGUGAACAAUGCUGACUGGACGGCGCGGUAUGCGAACUCCCACGUCUUUAGUGCCUACGCCAGCGCCGGAUUCUCCAAUGUCGGUGACCUCAAAUCGCGUGUCACCUCCUCAUGGCAUGCAGCCACUGCAAAGCUCAUCGAUCUUUACGUCAGUAUCCGCACUACAUGGCUUUGUGCGCCCCUAGACAUGACCAAUGCCGACAACGCUCUCCGGAGUGCAAUGAUCACAGCUCUGUGUAAUCUCUCUCACAUCCAUUCGGAGUUGGUGCUUCUCCUGGGAAUCUCCACUGCCGCCCGUGUUGAAACAGGUAAAAGCGGCAGUAGUGAUGACGAAGGAUUCCUCUCUUGCGAUCGCAUUCAGCCAAUCUUGCGAACUGUUGCAGCCAACUUGUCCAACAGCAUUAAAAUGCAUUCCGGGUAA
This is a messenger RNA of Hydatigera taeniaeformis, 2688 nucleotides long. NCBI's taxonomy places the organism in Eukaryota, Metazoa, Platyhelminthes, Cestoda, Cyclophyllidea, Taeniidae. The record is from the annotation of a GenBank genome assembly.